Messenger RNA from Theileria parva strain Muguga, 590 nucleotides. RefSeq names its product FUN14 family protein. Bases 163 to 573 code for a protein of 136 amino acids. The transcript is spliced from 2 exons. Lineage: Eukaryota; Apicomplexa; Aconoidasida; Piroplasmida; Theileriidae. The record is from RefSeq and is a predicted model, not a curated record.
ACACAUAAAUUAUUAUAUACAAAAUUAAUAUAUAAUAAUAUAAUUAGUUUAUAAAAGUGUAAAAAAGAUAAAAGUUAAAUUUCUGGUCCCCAUUCUAAAUAAUUAAAUUAUAAAACAAUUAACUUACACAUUUUGUAAAGAAUAAUAAAAUUAAAUGUAAAAAUGGUAAAUACGGUCGAGUUUGAGGAAUUUGUCGCGAGAGCACUGGGCUUCACUAAGACCUCGGCGUUUAACCUUUCUUCAUACGUUGGAGGACUUGGAUUCGGCACCGGGCUCUCCCUUGUCUUCACUAAAGCUCUCAGAACUUUCUUCGUACUCGCUUCCGGAACACUUCUCAUCGUUCUCGUAUUGAAUAGGCAUGGAUAUGUGAAUGUGGAUUUUAAUAAGUUGGUGGGAUAUAUAACAAUUCGUAUGUCGAGGUUAAUGGAGUUGAUAUUGAGUAAGAUGAACUUGGAGACUGGAGAUAACUUUGAAUUUCUUAAAACGUUACAUCAGUCAAUGACAGACUCACAACUGUCAUCAGCAACAUUCGGUCUUCUCACAGGGUUCACCUUAGGUCUUGUACUUUUAUAAUCUCAUCACAAUACUUA